ACAUAUAAUAAAUAUGUUAAUUGAGAAUUAUAGAGAAGACUUAACACCAGGACUCCUAUAUCGUGAUGACUGAUGCACCGUCAAUGCCAAAUACUCGUAGUUCGUAUCCACCAUGAAGAAUUGAUGUGGUUUGUAUUUCAUUUUCGUAAAUAAAAGUCUAUAUUUUUUAUUAUGACGAGUAUUAAUGAGUUAUUUAAUUGAAUUUACUUAUAUUGAGUUAGAAUUGUAUAUUAUGUGUUAUAACAUCUCAUAUUUAGAUAAAAUGCCUUUUAUAAAGUUGUACUUUGGUUAUAACUUGUUAUAACGUGCCAUAACAAAUGUAGUUGUACACUUAUUAUAUGUUGUCGACAAAUAUGGAGAGGAUACCAGCUUGCAUCCGGAUAUUGACAUGGAAUUGUUGUCGCAAACUGUUGGAGGCAAAAAAAAAGGGUAGAAUGUAUGGGAUCAGCACUAUGGUUGCCUCGCGUGUCGUGAUGAUGGGUGCACAAGAGAGAAGUGACAACGAUGAGGUGGAACGGUUGAUGGAAAAAAUAGCGGAGUUGGAACAAGAUAAGAUAAAGAAACAUGUUAUGAUGGAGAUAAUUGAAGAAGUUGCGAGGUUGUAUGUCGAAAUGAAUGCGAAAAUUCAAAUGUUUUCAAAAAACCGCCACAAAACCUGCCACCAACUUAAAAUGCGUUGAAUUUUAUUAUAUUGCUUUUAGAUAAUUUGGAUCUUUAUCGUGUUAGGUUUGGUUAUGUUUGAAUUAUUGGAUUUUUAUCGUGUUGCAUUCAGUUAUGUUUGGAUGAUUUGGAUCUUUUAAUAUGAGUUUUUAAUAUUUAUUGUUAUGUUUA
Molecule: messenger RNA, 831 nt
Organism: Helianthus annuus (common sunflower)
Lineage: Eukaryota; Viridiplantae; Streptophyta; Magnoliopsida; Asterales; Asteraceae
Exons: 2
Coding region: 339-680 (113 amino acids)
Source: RefSeq, a predicted model, not a curated record